GACGCCCUUUGAGCUGUCAGUCUUACGGAGCGCCUUUUUUGCCGUUUCUUCUGUAAAGUUGGCCGUCGAAAAUGGCUGUUUAGCCUUCACGGAGCUGCCCUGAAACUCUGCAGAUUGUUUUCUCCCUCUCUUCCGCACUCAUCCUUCGUUUCAUUUUCGCUCUUUUUCUCAUUUUGUUGCUUCGCAGGGAAUUAUCAUUAUUAUAUUUUUCUUUUCUGCACUGACUUAUUUUUCCGCUUUCGGUUUCGCGCCUCGCGUUGAUCGCGGUGCAACAACCUCAUACCCACCAUCAAUGCGAUAAUGCCCGCCAAGAAGCGAUUAGUGCCCCCUAUCCGGCCCAACGCGGAUGGCACCGGUUUUGUGCGCGUCGGUCGACAAGGCGGCCCUGCUCAUGACCGGGCUGGCGGUCCACGCCGAGCCGUGACACCGUCUAGCAGCUCCGAUGCCGCCUCAGCGGACUCACCUGACUCGAACGCGGAGGCAGCGGCUGUUGCCACCGUCGCCACCGUCCAGUCCCGAGGGCGCCAGAGCCGUUCCCGGGCAAGCGGGAACGCAGCGCCGGCUGUUGCGGCACCUUCUCCACCGCCCACAGAGAAGAGCAACAGACCAGCAGAAAUCGCUGCUGCCUCGCCCAGUGCGAACACGCCUUCCCCUCCGGCUAACGAAAACUCGGUGCCCAAACGAGCCAAGAUACCGGUGUUGCAGUCUCCGGCGUCCCUGCACGAUGUGGAAAUUGGUGUGGAUGCUGCGUUGGGUCCGAGUGAGUGUUUGCUGUCGUCUCGCGCGCUUCAUCAGCUCGGCCUGCUGAACGGCUCUCUCGUGCAGCUAGUCACACCGUACGGCGAGGUGUACGCGGAGGCCCGGCAGGUUCGCGGCGCAGCUGCGGCGUCCGACAAGCUUUUUGUUAACGAGGACGCGGCGGCCCUUCUCGUAGACAGGCGUGCCCGCUUAGUUCCUGUGGCGGUUCCGCCGCAGGGGCUUCCGCAGCUCAUUUCUGUCACGCUGCGACCCGUUCCACCCGAAGAUCCUCACGGCGCGGCGCAGACGUCGGCUGUGUCGACGGCCGCUGCAUCUGUGCAGGAGUGGCAGGCGAUGUUCCGCCGCGCUCUGCACCACAAGGUAGCCUACCUGGCCCUCAAAACAACCCAACGUGUUCUCACGCAGCGUCUCACACUGGAGGUGGUGAAGCUGAUCACCUCUGACGCCACGCACGCCCCACAGGACCCAUCCCGUUCCUCCUUAUCCACCUCUUGUACUCCACUCACCUGGGGAGUUGUCACGGAUGCGACUUCGCUUUUUAUCGAGAACGGAGAGACGAACGACGCAGCUGGACCGCCUUUUUUUCCUGCCGUGGACCCAAAACCGGAUGCUGGUGCGGUGGACACCUCUGAGCCAACAGGUUCAAGGUGUACGCUGGUGGUGGGCGAAGCUGGCACCGGCAAGAGCCGCCUGUUGCAGCGGUGUGGAGCGCAAGAACAGCAGCUAACAACUCUACCUGACCCGUCCAGCACAAUACUGAACCCGCUGCAGUCCGGUGGCAGUCGCCAUGUGGAAUGGGUGCGCGUGGAGGAGCUACCGCAAGGGGAGGGGAGCGAGGUCAGCACCGCCACCGCGCUGCACGAAGCCUUCGAGCGGGCCCGCCAGUCCGCGCCUGCCGUCGUACUUAUGGACGACCUACACUUGAUUUGCGCACGCGAGACGUCGUCGGCGGGGUCGCGGUGGGCCAUGUCUCUCGUCGCCCAUGCCCUCGCCGAAGAACUGCUGGAUCUGCAACGGCACCACCACGAUGUGUGGGUGGUGGCGAGCGCGCCGUCGCUGGACAGCCUCGACGGGUGUUUGACCGGCGCUUCCUUACUGGGCCGGCACGUGGUGUCGUUGGAGAUGCCGGCGGGACCGGCGGAGCGCCUCGCGUGCUUGCGCACGUGCCUCUCCGAGAUUCGCGGCAACGGUGCUGCUGCGGCCGCCGCGCCGCCAGUUGUGAGCGAGGAGUGCUUGAGAGAGGUGGCCGAGCGUGCGCACGGCUUCACGCAGCGGGAUUUGAACCGCCUUGCGGAGACCGCCGUCGUGAAGGCCUUCCACGCACGUCAGUCCGUCGCGCCACAGGACGCGGAUCUGCGUGCGGCUGCGGCAGUGGUGCAUCCUUCCUCCUUGAAGCGCUUCGAGGUGUCGGUGCCCAACGUGACGUGGGACGACAUCGGCGGUAGCGCGGAAGCAAAACAAGCUCUCUGCGAUGUUGUCGAGUGGUGCCUCGGGAAGCAGAGCUGGAUCUUUUCCGAGUUCAACUUAACGCCGCCCAAAGGGGUGCUGCUCUACGGCCCACCGGGCUGCAGCAAAACGAUGUUGGCCAAGGCAUUGGCGAAUGAGAGUCACAUGAACUUUAUCUCCGUCAAAGGACCGGAGGUGUUCUCGAAGUGGGUCGGCGACAGCGAGAAGGCAGUGCGUGACAUCUUCGAGCGGGCCCGCGCUGCCAGCCCUUGCGUGGUUUUCAUUGAUGAGCUGGACGGCAUGUGUGGGCACCGCGGCCGCGGCGGGGUGUCGGACCGUGUCAUCUCGCAGUUUCUCACCGAGCUGGACGGCCUGCCAGCUGCCUUCGAGGAAAAGAAAAACGCGCUGGUGUUUGUGGCCGCCACCAACAGGCCGGACAGCAUUGACGGUGCCGUGCUGCGGCCGGGCCGAAUUGAUCGCCGGGUCUACGUGGGUCUGCCGAACAGCGCGGAGCGCCUCGCCAUCGCGGCAAUUCAGUUUCGGCACAUCCCCGUUGCCGCGGAUCUCACCGCGGGCUACGUCGCGGAGAGGACGGAAGGCUACACCGGCGCGGAGGUGGUGGCGGUGGUGAAGGAGGCCGCCUUUCACGCCAUCACGGCAGACACGAAGGCGGCGUGUGUGGCGCUCGCGGAUGUGGACGCCGCGCUGCUGAAGGUGCGGCCUCGCAUUCAGGCAAAGGAUGUGGAGUGGUACAAGCAGUGGCCACAUAACACGCAGACCCCGGUAGAGUGA
Leptomonas pyrrhocoris is the source of this 2997-nucleotide messenger RNA. RefSeq names its product AAA family ATPase-like protein. Bases 301 to 2997 code for a protein of 898 amino acids. The record is from RefSeq and is a predicted model, not a curated record. Gene Ontology annotation, cellular component: cytoplasm. Gene Ontology annotation, molecular function: ATP binding; ATP hydrolysis activity. NCBI's taxonomy places the organism in Eukaryota, Euglenozoa, Kinetoplastea, Trypanosomatida, Trypanosomatidae. The transcript has a single exon.